Brassica napus (rape) is the source of this 768-nucleotide messenger RNA. RefSeq lists its product as uncharacterized. Lineage: Eukaryota; Viridiplantae; Streptophyta; Magnoliopsida; Brassicales; Brassicaceae. The record is from RefSeq and is a predicted model, not a curated record. The transcript has a single exon. The coding region runs from base 44 to 574 and encodes 176 amino acids.
AUAAAAUUUAAAUAGUAUAAAACAUCGUGAGUCGUCAAUAAUAAUGGCCACAUUCUGCUUGUGCAUAUAUAUUACAUCGAUACGCACCUGCUGGUGUCGCUUAGCUUGUCAUAAUCCUCUGUUAAGACAAAGAGAAACAAAAAAGAAUAUGAACACAACCAAGAAGGUGUUGGAUGUGUCACCGUUCUUGCUAUUAGAAUCAUCUGCAGAUUCUGAUUCCUAUCGCCAGGGCGGAGGCGCCGAUCAGAUAGAGGGUGCCCACGACGGCGAACCCAACGUUAACAAUAACGAUUACGCGGAUCGAGAUGAUACUGAUGAGUCUUGUACUGCCAAUCCAUACGAGACGUCUUGUGUGACGACCUGGAGACCGAUUUUCGACGCGGAGGAUACGGUGAAAGAAGAAAUAAUUCUCACAGCAGGGGAGGAAGAAGAUGAGGACGGAGAAGGAGAGGUGAACAGCUACAUCAUAAGAUAUAUGAGAAGUCAACGUGAAAAUCUGACUGUUGAUUCUAGUGCGGUGGUGAGUGAGAUGGAUAAAAAUCGAAUGUUCUGGGAAGCUUGUCUCGCUUCCUGAUCUGUCUCACUGAGAGGCAAAACGAACACCGUCUUCUUGUCUAAGCUAACUAGGUCUAAUACAUGUCUAUCUUUUUUUUUUUUUUUUUUUUUUUUGGGAUUUUUGCUUGCAGAGGUGUCCAAGAAUCACAUCUACCCAUCAAUUAUGUCCACAGAUUUCUUCAUCAAAUAACAAAAGUAUCAACAUCAAUCUAA